UAUAUAGAGAGCAGUGUUGUACAUAGAACAAUCGCGUUUACAGUGGACGGCAAUUUUAACAAGCAAGAAUAGAUAUGGAGAGUCAACAGUUUUGUUUACGAUGGCACAAUUUCCAAAAUACAUUAUUGAGCUCUCUUCCAAAACUGCUCGAUGGUGGCCAUCUAACAGAUGUUACACUGAGCGCUGGUGGUAGACACAUUCAUGCUCACAGAAUCAUACUCUCAGCUUGUAGUUAUUAUUUUAAAGAACUGUUUAAGGACUUAAGCUCUUUGCAACAUCCAGUCAUUGUACUGCCUGGCAUGGAAUAUGCAAAUUUAUGCGCUCUAGUCAAAUUUAUGUACAAUGGCGAAGUGAAUAUUUAUCAAGAACAAUUACCUGCACUUUUAGCUAUGGCUGAUACAUUACAUAUUUGUGGAUUAGCUGAUAUGGCUGGGGUAAGUAUUUUUUAUUAUUAUUCAAAAUAUAUAAAAAAAAUAAGAAUACUAUUAUUUGUUUAAAUAUUAAGAAAUGUAUUGCCUACCCAAAAAGAAUUAUGCAAUACAUCUCUCUAUAUUGUACUUUCUGAAUAUAUUGUAUUUAUAUUUCUAUCAUUUUUUUAUUAUUUUCAUAAUUUUCUAUCUUUCUCUCUCAGCACUUCUAGCGUCAUACAUAAUGGUUUAUGAAAGUUCAUAUAAAAAAAUAUUGAUAUAUUUAUUAACUAUAAAUUUCCAUUACAUACUAAUUUUAGUUUUUAGUAUUAAUUUGCAAAAUAUAUAAUAUAAUGACCUAUAUUUGAGAAACACAUUAAUCAUAGAAAUAUGAGAUAAUUUGUUAUUAUUAUUAUUGAGUUUCAAAUUUAGGUCAAAUAUAUUUAAAAGCUUGCUAAUUAUAUAUGCAAAAAAA
This is a messenger RNA of Formica exsecta, 882 nucleotides long. RefSeq names its product longitudinals lacking protein-like. Lineage: Eukaryota; Metazoa; Arthropoda; Insecta; Hymenoptera; Formicidae. Gene Ontology annotation, biological process: regulation of transcription by RNA polymerase II. The record is from RefSeq and is a predicted model, not a curated record. The coding region runs from base 75 to 497 and encodes 140 amino acids. Gene Ontology annotation, molecular function: protein binding. The transcript has 3 exons. Gene Ontology annotation, cellular component: nucleus.